Messenger RNA from Colletotrichum destructivum, 2569 nucleotides. RefSeq names its product Putative major facilitator superfamily, MFS transporter superfamily. Gene Ontology annotation, cellular component: plasma membrane. Gene Ontology annotation, biological process: pantothenate import across plasma membrane. The record is from RefSeq and is a predicted model, not a curated record. The transcript is spliced from 6 exons. Gene Ontology annotation, molecular function: pantothenate transmembrane transporter activity. Bases 850 to 2298 code for a protein of 482 amino acids. NCBI's taxonomy places the organism in Eukaryota, Fungi, Ascomycota, Sordariomycetes, Glomerellales, Glomerellaceae.
UCUCUUUGGACUUAGCUCGGUGUUAAAAAUUCUCUUCAAUCGACGUCGCCGAGCAUCAUCAUCCACGUCUCGUCAUCUCAUCUCACUCCCGGUACGACGACUCUCAUUCAGACAGAAGAAGAGGCACACUCCGCACCACGUGGCGAAGGGUAAACCGCCCUAGGCCAAUCCCUGCGAUCUAUCCCGGGACCGGGACCAGCAUCAUACCUGCAUCCAAACUGCAAAGAGCCAGCCAGGCGUACUCGGCGUGUUUAGAGGCUUCAAGAGAAAAGAAAGGCGUGCCGGGAGCUGCGACCUGCAUUCUCGGACUGCCAUCGGAGGCACCAGGAGACGUCCCCGGCGAUCCUGAUUAUCGAAUGAAUCACUGCAACACUGCGACAGAGCGGAGCCGACAGGUAGGUCGAUAACCAGACUCGCAGCGGCGGGUACAACGAGAUAAGAGGUUAUUCCCGAAUGCCGAACGGGCGACAAAACGUCGACGGUCUGCUGUCUCCAUCUCCCCCUAGUUGCCCGCCCGCCCACGGAACGGCCAUUGUCCACCAGAUACCAGACCGGCCCUGUCUAUCGCGGGACCCCUGCUGUUUAUUCCUGUGACCAUAUUCCUUAUCUCUUGGACGAUACCGGCUUGCGAUAAGUCUCACGACCGCAUCUGCCAGCCAUCUCGGCCAACAAUUUUUGGGCUGAGGUGUUGCGUCCAUAAGAGUCGGUCCAGCUUCAGUAAAACCUUCUAGGUGAACAGAACGGUGAGACUCGGUUGAGCAGCUCCAUAUUCAGGCCGUCUCGCGCACCGGCACUACGACUAAGAUCUACAAAGAGGCGUCUCAGUCUGCGUCUGAGCAUCUUUCCACAAUGGCCCUCGACAAGAUCCGCCAAUACCUGAACGUCGAGUACGCGCCGGGGGAACGCAAGCUCCUGAGAAAAUGUGACUUCUUCAUCUUGACCUUUUGCUGUCUGAGCUACUUGGUGAAUUAUCUCGACCGCACCAACCUCAACAAUGCCUACGUCUCGGGCAUGAAGGAAGAGCUGGGCUUCGUGGGAGACCAGCUCAACCAGAUCAACACUUGCUUUACUAUCGGCUACGUCCUCGGCCAAGUCCCCUCCAACCUGUCGCUGCACUACGUCAAGCCGCGCAUCUGGUUCCCGCUGAUGAUGGUGGUCUGGGGCGCGCUGACCAUGUGCACCGCCAGCGUGCACAGCCCGCAGUCCAUCAUGGCCAUCCGCUUCCUCCAGGGCAUCGCCGAGGCCUCGACCUUUGUCGGCACGCACUACAUCCUCGGCGCCUGGUACACGGAGCGCGAGCUCGGCAAGCGCAGCGGCAUCUUCACGGCCUCGGGCCUCGCCGGCACCUUCUUCGGCGGCUUCAUCCAGACGGGCAUCCACGCCAGCAUGGACGGCCUGCACGGCCUCAGCGGCUGGCGCUGGCUGUUCAUCAUCGACGGCCUCAUGACGCUGCCCGUCUCCCUCUACGGCUUCCUGUGCUUCCCGGACACGCCGCACACGACGACGGCCUUUUACUUCAGCGAGGACGAGAAGGCCCUCGCGCGCGCCCGGGUGCCCGUCGUCGUCCAGGAGGAGCGGUCGCCGCUGACGCUGCGGUUCGCCAGAAAGGUCCUCACGUCGUGGUACUGGUGGGGCUUCGUCGUGCUCUGGAUCGUCGCGGGCGAGACCGAGUCCUUCAGCACCAACGCGCUGCUGGGGCUCUAUAUGAAGAGCCACCCGGUCAACAAGUACAGCGUGGCGCAGCUCAACAACUACCCGACGGGCGUGCCCGCCGUAGGCAUCGUGUCGACCCUCUUCUGGGCGACGCUGACGGACCUGCUCGGCGGCAAGCGGUACCUCGUCGCCUACUUCAUCGGUAUCACGGGCGUCGCGACGUCGGCCAUGGUGCUGGUGGCGGCCCGGGACCCGACGAGCGCCGGGUCGACGACCGUCGUCUUCGGCGCGUACUACUGGGCGGGCGCCGUGUACGCCUGCCAGGCGACCUUCUUCGCCUGGUGCAACGACGCGAUGCGGUACGAGGAGGGCGUCUUCCGCGGCGUCGUGCUGGCCGGCAUGAACCUGGGGAGCAACGCCGUCAACGCGUGGUGGAGCAUCCUGUUCUACGGCGCCUCCAUGGCGCCAUGGUUUACCAGGGGCAUGUGGGCCAUGAUCGCCAGCUCCAUCGCCCUGAUCGUCUGGACGAGCGGCCUCACGUACCUGGCGCACCGGGAGGAGCAGCGGAGGGUUCUGAACGCGGAGGCGGAGGAGACGGGGUCGGUUGCCAAGAGGUCCGACUCGAAGGACGACGAUGCCGUUUGAUGCUGCUGCGGCUGGUAUGUGGAAGCAUGCGGGGAUGUACUGAGCAGGAGAAUAGGACUCGUUCUAUGCAUGAGUCGCUAGUGAGGGAAACAGUAGAUUGUGCCGACGUCCUCCAAUGUUCCGACGAACUGCUGUUAAAUCAGUUUCUGGUGACAGAGCACUUAGUCACUGUCGUCAAAAAGGAAUGGCCUAUCAAAUGCCAUCAACCCCCAAACCCCCCUGCCAACGUUAGUCAAUCCCAGUUGGAAUUAGAAGCUGUCGAAGAUCCCAU